AUGGCCAAGACAAAGUCCGACAUCACCCUGUACACUGUCGGUACACCCAACGGUAUCAAGGUUUCCAUCCUCCUCGAGGAGCUCAACCUCGACUACAAGGUUCACACAAUCUCCUUCAAAGACAAUGAGCAAAAGGCCCCCUGGUUCCUCGAAAUCAACCCCAACGGCCGCAUCCCCGCCCUGACCGACAAGACCGAGGAUGGCAAGACGAUCCGCGUCUUCGAGAGUGGCGCCAUACUCCAGUACCUCGUGGCCAGGUACGACGAGGAACACAAGCUAUCCUUCCCUACUGAUACUCCCGAGCACUGGGAGAUGACUAGUUGGCUCAUGUGGCAGAUGGGAGGCCUCGGUCCCAUGCAAGGCCAAGCCAACCACUUCUUCCGCUACGCCCCCGAAAAGAUCCAAUACGGUAUCGACCGCUACAUCAACGAGACCCGUCGUCUGUACCGUACCCUCGACACGCAUCUCGAGAAGCAACCUAGCGGCUACAUCGUCGGUGGCAAGUGUACUAUCGCCGAUAUAGCUUCCUGGGGAUGGGUAGCAGGAGCUGCCGGGUGCAACGUCGACAUCAACGAAUUCCCCCACCUCAAGAAGUGGGUGUAUCAGUGCCUCGAGCGUCCCGGCUUCGAGGCUGGCCGCCACGUCCCGACCAAGCACACCGCCCUCGACGCCGCCAGCAAGUCCGCCGAGGAGCUGGAGAGGGAGACUGCCGCCUCCAUCGCCUGGGUGCAGAAGGGUAUGCAGGAUGAUAAGAAGUAG
Molecule: messenger RNA, 759 nt
Organism: Geosmithia morbida
Lineage: Eukaryota; Fungi; Ascomycota; Sordariomycetes; Hypocreales; Bionectriaceae
Product: glutathione S-transferase
Exons: 6
Coding region: 1-759 (252 amino acids)
Source: RefSeq, a predicted model, not a curated record